Molecule: messenger RNA, 2028 nt
Organism: Suillus plorans
Lineage: Eukaryota; Fungi; Basidiomycota; Agaricomycetes; Boletales; Suillaceae
Exons: 2
Molecular function (GO): nucleic acid binding; zinc ion binding
Source: RefSeq, a predicted model, not a curated record
AUGGACUCUCAUGUCAAUGGACCCGUCCUCAGACCUGGCCGCUCCUUCAGCGACGUGGUACGGACGAGAGCAGACACGCCUCAGCCUGGUGCUGAGGUCGUGUCCGCUGGUGCUCAAAGCACCGAGGAUACCCCUAGCAGCUAUAAAACUUCGUUAGCACCUAAUUCAGCUACAAAGGUUUUGGAUAACCCAUUCAUUAGCUUGAGUGAAUCGUCAGAUGAGUCCGAGGUGGACACACCUUGGAAAACGGUCGAACGCAGUCACAGAAGGUCUAAGAAGGCAUCAGCUGUAGGAAAAAAACUGUCUAAGGUUGACUUAGUAAGGGAAGCUGAGAAACUCCUUACCACAGAAGAAAAACGACGCAUCCUCGAAAGGAAGCAGGUCGAAAUGAAUGCUGACUCCCGUGAACAGACGAUGUCGUCACGCGAGGAGGGGCCAUCCCAACCCAAGGGAAAGUCUGUUGACCCCUGGAACUGGGGGAAUGCGAACCUUGAGGAGUCUGAAAUAGACAUUGAGGCCCAAAGAGAGGCCCUCUCUACGUGGGCUAAGACCCACCAGUGGGCUAAGGGAGCCCAACGGGAAGAACCAGUCGAGGACUCCGAUAAGGAGAAUGACCCUAACAUUGGAGAUCCAAUAGCGGAGGCCGUGAAGGCCACCGAAGAGCGAAUGAUGAAGCUGUUUGAAAAACAAAUUCAACGGUUACAACAGAAGCUCGAAAAGAAGGAAGACCUACCUACCAAGAAGGUAAAAAUUAAGCCUCCCAGAAAGGAGAAACCGAAAGGGACAGGAAGGGAGCUGCGAAGCACCAAUCCUGUUAAAGAAAUGAUGGAGAAGACAGGGAGUAAGCCGUCUAAACAUGGGGAGAGAUCCACCCCACCUGCCAUGGAUGCAGUAGCCCAGAUUGCCCCCAAGAGCUACCUGGGCCAUGCCGAAGAAUCGACGAGCUCUCUGUCGUCGAGUUCUCCAGAAUCCGAAUCGCUGGAGAGUUCAAGUUCGUCAUCCAGUGAGACAAUCGAUAGCUCGACGUCCAGCGAAACUAGUGACUCGUCCGAAAGAUCGGACUCUACAGCUAAGAAACGAAGGAAACGUUCGAAGAAACGUAAGAGCCACAAGAGGAAGAGAUCCUCUAGGAAAAGCACCUUGAAGCCAAUCCCCCCCACCGAAUAUGAUGGUGUGGAGGACUCCAGGGUGUUCCAUCGGUUUAUAACCGAAGGUACCGCUUAUCUGGAGGAUGGGAACGUGUCGCGAAAAUGUCGAGUGUUUACCUUGUCCCGAUUUCUCAAGGGAAAGGCGCACGAGUUCUACCUAAGACAAGUGUCAGAUAGUCCUAGCACAUGGAGAGUGGAUGAAUUCUUUACUGAGUUGUUCAACUACUGCUUCCCAUUGGACUAUAGCACCAAGCAGCGUAAAAAACUGUACCAAUGUUAUCAAGGGGACAAGCGUGUGCGAGACUACUUGUCAGAACUAAAUGAACUAUGGUUAAUGAUAGGGAACGUACCUGAACAAGACAAAGUCGUUAAGUUCUGGUUCUGGUUGAACCCGAGCAUCCAAACCGAACUCUACAAAAUGAGACUGAACCCGGAGGUGUCCUCGCUAUCGAAAGUCCAAAAGACAGCCGAGAUUAUCGAGCUGGCCAACUCCACCGUGGGGUCUCGGCCAUGUGAUGAUGGGUCCAAAGGACACAAACCAUCUGGAGAAGAUAAGUCAGGACGGACCUCAAAAGGGACUGAUAAGACGACAUACCCAAACCAGUCAUCGGGAUCAUCGAAGGACCAGAAUGGAGCCCGGCACCACGGCUCCAAAGACAAAGGUCGACGAGACCGAUCGAAUCCCAAGGAUCGACGGAAAGAGCAUUUUAAUGAACCUAAAAUGAGCAAAGAAGAACACAACAAGUUAAUGUCUGAAGGACGAUGCUUUGUUUGCAAAGAAACCGGGCACAUGUCACGACAGUGCCCUAAAAAACGAACAGUACUUUCGACAUCCAGGGAUAGACCCCCUGGAGUCCCAAGUUAUGCGAUGCACGUCGAC